AUGAAAAUAUUAAUUUUUAUUGCUAUUUUUUUUGGUUUAGCAAACUGCAGUAUAGUUUUUGCUAAUGCCUCUUAUGGAAAUGAGUCUUAAAAAACUGUAAACAUAGUUUUAGAUGAAUAAUUCAGAACGUUGAUGCAUAUUGAUACUAUUGGAGAUAUUCAUGUUGCUUUUGACUUAAAUAGUUCAAUUACUUAUUUUACAUCAAAUGAUUGUGAAGACUGUUUAUUUUAUGGAUAAGAAAGUGAAAUAACUCCAUACUAAUGUUAACCUUAAAAUAAUUGUAUCAAGUAAAGUGAUUUUACUGGUCUAUAAAUUGGAGAUUAUAUUGCAAGUGGAGACAUAAUUGCUUUACCUAUGGUCUUAGACAGAAUUAUCUUUUAUUUAGAAGAGGUUUAUUAUGUCAAAAAAUUAACUCCUACAACUUUAAAUCCCUCAACAUACUAAUCAUAGUAAAUAGGUUUACUUAUUGCUAGAGAUAACUAAAAAGUUUAUGAUAGUUAAAUAUUUAAUUCACUCGCUAAAUAGGGCAAAAUAGAUAAAAUUAGCUAUUCUUUGUAUUAUUCUGAAAAUAAUUACCACUUAACAAUUCCUGGAUAUGACCGUAAGUUAAUAUCUUAAUAUUUUAAUGAUUUAUCUCUUGGAUAUUCAAAAAUCUCUGAAAAAAUAAUUCAAUACGAUUUUAAUGCUUCAGUUGAAUUUUGUGGAAAAAAUAUUGUAGAAUUAGUCAGCGUUGAAAUAAAUCCUAGAGUUGACGAUACUCUUUUUUCAUUGAAUGAAAACUAUUUUAACAACUUUAAAUAAAUUAUUGAAGAAUAAAGGCUUUUGCCAGAUCUUUCUUUAUUUACUGCUUAGAAUUAAAGCAAAUGGAGUAAAUUAAUAGAUUAAUUUACUUUUAGCAUCAAAUUAAAUAUUGAUUAGAGUGGAAACCUUCCUAAACCUAAGAAUUUUGAAUUUUUUUAUCCUGCUGAUUAAUUCAUGAUGAAAAAAAGUUCUGAUUCUGAAAAUUAUUAUACGAUCAGAGUUAAUUUUGUAAAAGAUUUAAAUCGUAUAACUUUAGGAAAGCGCAUUCUAAGUAAAAUGCUUUACUACAUCUACUAUGAUGAAUAAAAAAAUAUUAAAAUAGCCUUAGCUCCUUUAAAACCAAAAACUCUUCUCAGAUAAACCUCAUAUAAUUGA
This is a messenger RNA of Tetrahymena thermophila SB210, 1176 nucleotides long. Its product is annotated as transmembrane protein, putative. The transcript has a single exon. The record is from RefSeq and is a predicted model, not a curated record. Lineage: Eukaryota; Ciliophora; Oligohymenophorea; Hymenostomatida; Tetrahymenidae.